Acaulospora colombiana is the source of this 468-nucleotide messenger RNA. Lineage: Eukaryota; Fungi; Glomeromycota; Glomeromycetes; Diversisporales; Acaulosporaceae. The record is from the annotation of a GenBank genome assembly.
AUUCAAUAUGAAUUUAACGUUGUCGAAACGACUCAAGAAAAAAUUGUCAGAGAGAAGCGUCGAAAUUCUAUCAAAAAUGGAUUUCUUCAUGCUUGGCGAGGUUACUCCAAUUAUGCAUGGGGAUAUGAUGAAUUAAAACCCGUCAGUAAUCAAGGAAUUAACAAGUUUAACGGGUGGGGUGCAACGAUUGUCGAUUCUUUGGACACUUUGUGGAUAAUGGGCUUAAUGGAGGAAUUUGAUAAAUCUAAAGAAUUCGUGAGCCAUCUAAAUUUCACCAAUAGCAAUAGUGAGACGAAUGUAUUCGAGACAAUAAUAAGAUAUUUAGGGGGACUUCUAAGUGCAUAUGAAUUGUCGAAGGCACCUAUCUUUCUGGAGAAAGCAAAAGAAUUAGGAGUGGCCCUACUGCCUGCUUUUGACAGUGCUACAGCAACAAAGGUGUUCUACGUCAUUGGGGAGGUGGUCUGCUAG